Messenger RNA from Trichobilharzia szidati, 720 nucleotides. The record is from the annotation of a GenBank genome assembly. Lineage: Eukaryota; Metazoa; Platyhelminthes; Trematoda; Strigeidida; Schistosomatidae.
AUGUUACAUGAACUUCAGAGCUGGUACAGGAAGUGGAGGUUUGGUGAAGGGAAACGAGUUGAUUUAGUUCUUAUUGGCCCACCGGGUAGUGGCAAAGGAACACAAGCCAUAAAAAUUGCUGAGCGCUAUAAAAUUUGCCAUCUUUCAACUGGUGACCUACUCAGAGCUAUAAUAUCCUCCGGAACAGAACUUGGUAUGAAGAUCAAAGGAAUAACAGAGUCUGGAGGACUUGUAUCGGAUGACAUAGUGUGUGGCUUGAUUGCUGAAAAGAUCGACUCUCCAGAGUGUAGAAAAGGAAUGCUUCUAGAUGGAUUUCCACGGACCUUAGAACAAGCCCAGAAACUUGAAAAAUUACUUGGAGAGCGUCAAGUACGAUUGCUGUCUGCUUUGGAAUUCAAGGUUGAUCCCAGUGUAUUGGAAAAACGUAUAUGCGGUAGACUAUUUCAUCUAGCUAGUGGUAGGUCAUACCACGAAUUGUAUAAUCCUCCGAAAGUUCCAAAUAUUGAUGAUAUCACUGGUGAUCGUCUUGUUCGUCGUCCUGAUGAUCGACCUGAGGCUUUAAAAAGGCGUCUGUUUGAAUAUGAGAAGAACUCAGCUCCCGUUCUAAAUUUCUACAGAUCCAGAAAUAAACUGGUGCGAAUAAAUGCAAGUCAAGAUGUUGAGAAAGUCUUUGAAGAUAUUCAGAAAUGCAUUAAUGAGAGGAUAUCUCAUCCACGUUAA